GUAUGUUCAAACGACGAUUUUGCCCUGAAGAGUGGACCAGGCGCUUCCAGAAACGCCAUAUUCGCUAUGUCUAACAAAUCGGACCUGGCCAAUCAGGCUUCUGAAGCCGAGGUAAGGUCAGGGUCUUUUGACGCCAAAAAAUCAGCUUUCGCUUCUGGACCAGCCGAGGCCUGGGGCCGGCCGGAAGUGGGCCCAUUGGCCACUUUGCCGCAACCGGCGCCCAUGGGACUCGAUGAAGACGAUGACCCAAUGUCCCUUGAACAAGUGACGGCUGCCACUGCGUCAGCAACAAAAGACCCUCCGACAGCCAGUCAGUCGCUGAGGUUCACCGGAGCCAUGAGGCGGCGGUUUCUAACGUGGAGACCAUCGGACCACCGCAAUACGACUACUGUCGUCGAGGGCAAGCAGGAUGGGGUCGCAAUCACCGGCUCUGGGAGCAGCCAGACGAUAGUGGCGCCUCCUCCAGAAACGACUGUUGGCGCUGAAGGCUGGCCUUAUCGGACACCGCAGAAGAGUUGCCUUGGACUCUUUUCUGUUGAACUGUGCGAAGAAUACCUCGGCUUACCGUCUUGCGACCCCGAUAACUCCGUGCUGAGCUUUCGUCCGUCCUGUGACGGAUAUCGUCAGAGCCAGAAACCAUUAUUCACGAAAAAUCACCAAAUUGAGAAAGGGUUGCCAGCUGAGAUCCUACUUAUUUCUUAUACCUCACUUUACGACCUUAGUCACUUCGAAACCUAG
Molecule: messenger RNA, 738 nt
Organism: Protopolystoma xenopodis
Lineage: Eukaryota; Metazoa; Platyhelminthes; Monogenea; Polystomatidea; Polystomatidae
Source: the annotation of a GenBank genome assembly